Messenger RNA from Dicentrarchus labrax (European seabass), 684 nucleotides. The record is from the annotation of a RefSeq genome assembly. Lineage: Eukaryota; Metazoa; Chordata; Actinopteri; Moronidae.
CUGGUCUUAAGCUUCUUUGAUCAAUUCCUCAGUCCAACUUUCCUAGGAAUUCCUCUAAUCGCAGUCGCCCUGGCACUGCCUUGGGUUAUAUUCCCUGCCCUUCCAUCCCAAUGGCUGCCCAAUCGUCAACUUUUACUUCAAAGUUGAUUUAUUAACCGAUUUACACAACAGCUCCUCCUCCCACUAAACACUGGAGGGCACAAGUGAGCCCUUUUAUUUGCCUCCCUCAUACUCUUUCUUAUUACCCUAAACAUACUUGGCUUACUCCCCUACACCUUUACCCCUACAACACAGCUGUCUCUCAAUUUGGGGCUUGCAGUACCCCUAUGAUUAGCAACCGUAAUUAUUGGCUUACGGAAUCAAACUACCGUCGCCCUGGGCCACCUUCUUCCAGAAGGAACCCCUACCCCUCUAAUCCCUGUACUAGUUAUCAUCGAAACAAUUAGUCUAUUUAUCCGCCCCCUAGCCCUAGGGGUCCGGUUAACAGCCAACCUCACAGCCGGCCACCUUCUCAUUCAACUCAUCGCCACAGCCGCCUUCGUACUCCUCCCCUUAAUACCAACAGUUGCGGCCCUCACAGCAGUCCUAUUACUUCUCCUUACUCUUCUAGAAGUUGCCGUAGCAAUAAUCCAAGCAUACGUGUUCGUGUUACUACUAAGUUUAUACCUCCAAGAAAACAUCUAA